Molecule: messenger RNA, 1563 nt
Organism: Jaminaea rosea
Lineage: Eukaryota; Fungi; Basidiomycota; Exobasidiomycetes; Microstromatales
Exons: 3
Coding region: 1-1563 (520 amino acids)
Source: RefSeq, a predicted model, not a curated record
AUGGCACCGCCCAACACAUCCUCUUCCUCGGCCUCCUCCUCUGGCGCCUCGAUCAGCACGGGCACCUUGCCCUCUGGCGGUCCUCACACGCCUGUCCCCGUCAUCGACAGCAGCGAGGACGAGUGGCCGCUCCCUCCCGCCGCGAAGAAGAGGAAGGAGCCCACGGCAGGCCGACAAAGGCUGCCAAAAGAUCUGGCUCAGCAAAUCAUUAACCUCUUCAAAGACAAGAAGGGCCAGCUGUGCCUCACCGAGCUCGUGACUAUGCCGGGCGACGAGCGCUUCCCCACGUGGUGGCGUCCCGCCUACCGCAAAGCGCCCCUCGGACCCUGGUUCGAUGAGGUUCAGGCUUGGCAGAUCGAACAUGCGCGCCUUCACCUCAUGGGCCUGCACCGCAAGCUCUUGACGUCAGGGAUCGAGGUGGACAAGGCGGAAGAACAGUUCGACACCAUCUGGGCUCGCUACGGCAACGACGGCAAUUGGAAGAAGGUCAGGCAGUUCAUCUUGCCAGAGCGCUUUCAGCGCCUGAGCCGCACGGAGAUGCUCCACAUGGUCAAGCAGGAGCAGGUGAAGGCAAUUCUGCGGCUGGCAGAGCAGCGGUUGCCAGAGGCUUCAAUCAUCACGCAGCCCUCCUCCGCCAGCCGUUUCAUUCCAAACAAUCAUGCUCCUCGUCGAGACAACUCGCCAUUGCCUCUUCCUACCAACGCCGUCGGGUUUGCCAUCGACCCCGAGGAGCUCGAGCAGGACAGCAGCGACCCCGAGGAUGGCGAACGGCCCACCUCUAAUCUUUCCGUCGGCGAGAAGAGGAAGGGGGGCAAGCUGCUACCCAGAGACACGGGGAAGCAAGUGCUUGAGCUCUUUGCAGCCGCCAAGGAGGGCCGCGCGCGAGUCAUUGGCACCAUGCCGGGAGACCCAUCCUGUCCCGCAUGGUGGCGACCCGCUUCUCGGACGUGUGCUGGUAGCGAGUGCUUCAACAAGAUCUCUGGCCAACAGACGGAGCUCGCGCGCCUCCAUGUCAUGGCUCUGCAUCGGCGACUUGCCAAACAGAGCUCACGAGAUGGACAUGUGGCCGUGCGCGAGGAGUUCGAGACCAUCUGGCGCCGGUUCGGCAACAACCAGGUGUGGAAGGAGACCUGUGCGCCACGCCAGGGCUUUCUUGGGUCGCGACGCGCCCAUCGUGCCGGACGUGCGUCGAUCUGGGUGCUGAUAAAGCGAGGCUUGCCCGAGGCUGAUGCCCGCAAGGUCAAGGAGCGACUCGGAGAGCAAGCUGUCACCGAGUUCCUCGCUGGCUUUGGGCAGGGGGAGGUCGAACGCCCUCCUGUUUCGCCAUUCGCCCGCAGCUACGACGAAGCGAGGGGGCAGGGGCGACAGACGAUCAACCUCUCCGAAAUGGAGCAACAUCGUCGCGAGCUUCGGGCCUGGGUGGGGAGGGUAGGGGAGGAGAAGGUCGCCGCGGGGAGGCUCAGCCAAGAGCACUCCAAGGUGCAGCUCGGCUUCUCCAUCUCCAACAUGCUCAGGGAGAACGGGCCCCUUCGACGAGCACGCUGUGGCUGUCGUUGCGUUUGA